Molecule: messenger RNA, 2832 nt
Organism: Erythranthe guttata (spotted monkey flower)
Lineage: Eukaryota; Viridiplantae; Streptophyta; Magnoliopsida; Lamiales; Phrymaceae
Product: Pentatricopeptide repeat (PPR) superfamily protein
Molecular function (GO): protein binding
Source: RefSeq, a predicted model, not a curated record
UUUUGUGGUGAGUGGUGAUUUAUGAAGCAAAGAGUUGUUUCCUAGCAAAGGGAAAAAAAAUCUUUUGUGCAAGUAGACCAAGGGUUUGACUGCAAUCCCUAAAACCCUUCUCUCUCUCUCUCUCUCUCUCUCUCACACACACACACACACACUACUCUUUGUUUCACAGCUCUCUCCAAUGGCGGAAAAACUAGCUCUACCUCUUAUCCUCCCAAACCCACCUCCCCCAAAACCUUUCUUCCAAGACCUCCACCCCAACUCCGCCGCCGCACCGCCACCUUCUUCCCCUCCCAAUUUCGCCCCUCUCUUCCACGACUUCCUCCACCACCACCAACACAAUUCCAAUUCCCCACAAAAUCCCCUCAAUUACCCCUCCUCCUCGUCCAACCCCAGACCACGCCGCCGUAUCGGAAAACACCGCGACCCCAACAAGGGCAAGCCAUGGUUCCACCACCGCCUCUCCUUCCAAGGUGAGCUCACUUUCCAAUCCCUCCUCCACCCCCAAUUCGACAUCCAAAAUCUCGACGCCGAAUUAUCCUCUCUCUUCAAUUCCGGCCAUCCAGAUAACGAAUUCUCCGACGAUUUCACCGAAACAGUUGCCUCCGAUGUCCUCGGCAUAAUCAAAGCCCUAGCCCACUACAAAAAAUGCGACCUUGCUCUAAGCAUGUUCGAAUGGAUUAAAAAACGCAGCGAUUCCGAAAACCUAAUUAACAGUUCCGUUGUCGCCGUCGUAAUCAGCAUGUUGGGCAAAGACGGCCAGGUUUCCACCGCAGCUUCUCUGUUCCACAGCCUGCACAAGGAUGGAUUCGCCAUGGAUGUAUACGCGUACACCUCGUUGAUAUCCGCUUUCGCGAGCAACGGGCGGUACCGAGAGGCUGUGAUGAUUUUCAAUAAAAUGGAGGAUGAGGGCUGCAGCCCUACUUUAAUCACCUACAAUGUGAUUCUGAAUGUUUACGGCAAAAUGGGAAUGCCUUGGCAUAAGAUUAUCUCGGUUUUCGAUGGUAUGAAGAGCUCGGGUGUUUCCCCCGAUGCUUACACUUAUAACACAAUCAUAAGUUGUUGUAGAAGAGGAUCUUUGUUCGAGGAAGCGAAAGGGAUUUUCGAGGAGAUGAAAUUAGCUGGAUUUUUACCGGAUAAGGUUACUUAUAAUACGCUAUUGGAUGUUUACGGAAAGUCGAGGAGGCCUAAAGAAGCCAUGGAAGUAUUGAAGGAAAUGGAAAUUAACGGUUUCUCUCCGAGUAUAGUGACUUACAAUUCGCUGAUAUCUGCUUACGCGAGAGACGGGUUGUUGGAGGAAGCAAUGGAGCUGAAAAGUAAAAUGCUCGGAAAUGGGAUUAAACCAGAUGUGUUCACUUAUACAACCCUUUUGUCGGGGUUCGAGAAAGCUGGUAAAGACGAAUCUGCAAUGAGGGUUUUCGAGGAGAUGCAAAGUAUUGGCUGUAAUCCCAAUAUCUGCACGUUUAAUGCUCUGAUCAAGAUGUUUGGUAACCGUGGCAAGUUUAAAGAAAUGAUGAAGAUUUUCGAUGAUAUGAAGGCGUGCGGGUGCAAGGCGGAUGUUGUGACGUGGAACACUCUCUUAGCUGUGUUUGGUCAAAAUGGGAUGGAUACGGAAGUUUCGGGAGUGUUCCGAGAGAUGAAAAGAUCGGGUUUUGUGGCGGAGAGAGACACUUUCAAUACGUUGAUCAGUGCGUAUAGUAGAUGCGGAUCUUUCGACCAAGCAAUGGCUAUUUAUAAACGGAUGUUGGAAGCAGGGGUGGCCCCCGAUCUCUCCACUUACAACGCUGUGCUGGCGGCAUUGGCUCGUGGCGGUUUGUGGGAGCAGUCGGAGAAAAUAUUCGCAGAAAUGAUGAACGGGCGGUGUAAACCUAAUCAGCUUACGUAUAGCUCUUUGCUCCAUGCUUAUGCUAACGGAAAGCAAAUCGAGAAAAUACACGAUCUUGCAGAGGAAAUAUAUUCAGGUGAAAUCGAACCUCAUGCGGUUCUCCUAAAAACACUCGUUCUUGUUUAUAGCAAGAGCGAUUUAUUACAAGAAACAGAGCGAGCGUUUCUCGAGCUAAGUAGAAGAGGGUUUUCUUCGUUGGAUAUAACUACUUUAAAUUCGAUGAUUUCGAUUUACGGUAGGAGACAAAUGAUUGACAAGGCGAACGAGAUCGUGAAUUACAUGAACGAAAGUGGGGUGACACCUAGUUUGACUACCUACAACAGUUUGAUGUACAUGUACAGUCGGUCCUCGAAUUACGAAAGAGCCGAAGAAAUAUUGAACGAUUUGGUUUCGAGGGGGAGGGUGAAGCCGGACGUGAUUUCGUUCAAUACGGUGAUAUACGCGUACUGCAGAAACGGGAGGAUGAAGGAAGCUUCUAGAAUGUUCAAGAAGAUGGCGGAGAGUGGGGUUGCUCCGGACGUGAUAACCUACAACACGUUCGUUGGGAGCUAUGCUGCGGAUGCGAUGUUUGUGGAGGCGAUUGAUGUGGUGAGGUAUAUGAUUAGGCAGGGGUGUAGGCCGAACCAGAGUACGUACAAUUCGAUUGUGGAUUGGUAUUGUAAGCUAAAUCGGAGCGACGAGGCUGUUAUGUUUGUUGGUGAUUUACGGAAAUUGGAUCCUCGUAUUUCCAAGGACGAAGAACGGAGAUUGUCCGAACGGUUGAUGGUUAUGAGAUGAUUAUAAGGUUAAGGUAUGUAAUAUAUAUUGCAUUGUUAUAAUUAGAUACACAUAUGUCGUUGUGCCCCUCAACAAAUGGUUUGAAUGUUGUAUUAUUAGAGAAGUUUACGAAAUUAUCAAAUUGUUAUGUAAAUAUUUCUUUUUUUUUUUUAAUAGAAGAUAUUUCUGACAUU